Xyrichtys novacula (pearly razorfish) is the source of this 551-nucleotide messenger RNA. Lineage: Eukaryota; Metazoa; Chordata; Actinopteri; Labriformes; Labridae. The record is from the annotation of a GenBank genome assembly.
AUGGGUAAAACACCCCAACAAAUAGACCUCUUUUAUGGAUUCUUUGUACUAAAGUGCUCAGCUUGGGAGCGAUUGAAACUGCUUAACACUUUGACUUAUCUUUCAUGCCUGCUUUUUGUCUCUAACACUGCUUCUACUUCUCUUCCAGGCAGACAUUAUGUGCCUUUACUCUUCAAUAUCCUGUUUUUCUUUUUCUGUGUCAAUGUGGGUUUUCCUCACUUAAAUUUCCUUGGUCUCUGAAUCCUAAGUCUUCCUACUCCAAUCCUCUCUGCUUUCAUUAAGUGUUUCUCCUUUAAUGUCAGUACCUCUUUUCUUUUUCUCCACCAGCUUGGAUUCUUCAAGCGAGCCAUCUACUACCGGAUAAUGCCAAAGCACCACGGGGUGAGAAUUUGCAAGGCAGAGCGCUACCAGUUCAGUCUGGGAUUGCAGCCUGGGGAGCCACAGAAAAAGUAUUGGAUCACCAACUGGACAGAGAUGCAGCGUUACUACUACUGAGGCCCUCACUUUGGACCGUUAACUGUCACGCUGGUUUGACACGGGCCAAACAUUGA